Messenger RNA from Maudiozyma saulgeensis, 2247 nucleotides. The record is from the annotation of a GenBank genome assembly. NCBI's taxonomy places the organism in Eukaryota, Fungi, Ascomycota, Saccharomycetes, Saccharomycetales, Saccharomycetaceae.
AUGAGAAUUCUUAUUACUAAUGAUGACGGUCCCUUAAAUGAUGAAUGUUCUCCAUAUAUUAGACCAUUUAUUCAGCAUAUUAAAAGAGCUCAUCCACAUUGGAAAAUUACAGUUUGUGUACCACAUAUUCAAAGAUCUUGGAAUGGUAAAGCUCAUUUAGCUGGUAAAGACUUAUGUGCAACUUUUAUUUAUUCAGAUAUUGAUAAAAAUGAUAAUUCUUUUUGGGGCCCAUUUAAUAAACCACAAAAAUUACAAUCAAUUGAUUCAAAAUUACCGUAUAUUAUUAAUCCAGAAAUUCCAUCAGAUGCAAUCGAAUGGAUCUUAAUUGAUGGAACUCCCGCAUCUUGUGCAAAUAUCGCUUUACAUUUAUUAAAAGAUACUAAAUUUGAUUUAGUCAUAUCAGGUCCAAAUGUUGGUAGAAAUUCUUCAGCUGCAUACAUUACUUCAAGUGCUACAGUAGGUGCAGCAAUGGAAUCUGUUAUUACAGGUGAUACAAAAGCAAUUGCGGUAUCAUGGGCAUAUUAUGAAAAUAGAAAAAUUGUACCAUCAAAAUUAAUGAAAAUGGCGUCAAUGAGAACAACUCAAAUUAUUUCACAUCUUUGGGAAAAUUGGGAUAAUCAAACUGAUAUUUAUAGUAUUAAUAUUCCUUUAGUUGAUGAACUUUCAAAUUUAACAAAAAUUUUCUAUGCACCAAUUUGGGAAAAUAGAUGGUCUGCAAUUUUUAAUGGUCCACAUAUUAGAGAACCAAUCAAAGGAAAUUUAAUUGAAGAUGGUAAAGAUACUGAUCAAAUUUCUUUCAAUUGGUCACCCGAUUUUAAAAAUCAUAAAAAUUCUUCACAUUAUGAUGGGUUAUUAAAAGAUGAACUUAUUGCUCCAGGAACUGAUAUGGAUAUUAUUGAAAAAAGAUUCAUUAGUGUAACACCAUUAAGAGCUACUUUUAGAUCUAUGGAACAUUUAAAUGGUGAAUUGAUUUUAAAAUCAAAUAAUAAUAAUAAUAAUAAUAAUAACACUGUUGUUGAAGAUGAUAAUGAAUUAAAUGAAUUUGUUGCAGCAUUGACAAUUUCAAAGGAUGAAUAUAUUUAUGAACCAAUUAAAAACGCUUUUAAGAAAUAUCUUCCACAGUAUUCAAUUCAAUCAAGAUUAGCAGAUUUAUCAUCGGUAAAGAAAUUAAUUCAAUAUGGUGAUUAUGAACAAUUAGAUGUUGAUAAUUUAAUGUUAGAAAAUACAAAAUAUUUUGCUAAUUCCUUUAUUUAUAGAAAGGCUUUAAUUAGAAAACAUUAUUUGGCUCAUACUAUUCAUAGUUAUAUUGUUAAGAAUCCUCAAUCUAUUUUAAAUAAAGCUGUAUUAGAAUCUCAUACUUUAGAUUUGGAUUAUGCUGAAUUUUUAGAUGAUUCAUUAGAUGAAAAUUGGGAAUUAAGACAAGAAUUAGAAUCAGAGAGGAAAUGGUGGAUUGUUAAACCAAGUAUGAGUGAUAAAGGUCAAGGUAUUAGAGUAUUUAGAACCAUUGAUGAUUUACAAAGGAUAUUUGAUUCUUUUGAUGAUGAAGAUGAUGACAAUGAAGCAGAAUUCAUGGAUGAUAAUAAGAUUAUUAUCUCACAAUUACGUCAUUUUAUUGUUCAAGAAUACCUAACAAACCCACUAUUAUUACCAUCAAUGGAUAAUAAAAAAUUUCACAUCCGUUGUUAUAUUACUUGUAAAGGAGAUUUAGAAGUAUUUGUUUAUAAUAGAAUGCUUGCAUUAUUUGCUCCAAUAAAAUAUAAUGAUGUUACUAAAAAGACAGAUUUUGAUCCAACUGAUUUAAAGACAUUACAAAGUCAUUUGACUAAUACAUGUUUGCAAUCAAAGAACGAAACUAAAGAAUUAUCUGUUAUGGAAUUUGAUAAUUUAAUUGAUAUUUCAAAUGAUAAUAAAUCUAAAAUAAUAAAACAAAUUCAUGAAAUUACUCACGAUGUUUUCCUUGCUGCAGUUACUGUCAAUAGAAUGAAUUUUCAACCAUUACCUAAUGCAUUUGAAACAUAUGGUGUUGAUUUCUUAGUUGAUUCAAAUUAUGAAGUUAAAUUACUUGAAAUUAAUGCAUACCCAGAUUUCAAACAAACAGGUGAUGAAUUAAAAUCACUAAUCGAUGAACUUUUCUUAAAUGUUACUAAGAGUGUCAUACGUCCAUUAUUAGACUCAACACAAUCCGAAGAUUGUGAUUCGGAAACAUUCACAAAGGUACUAGAUCAUAAAUCUAAUGAAUGGAAUUAA